This is a messenger RNA of Rhinolophus ferrumequinum (greater horseshoe bat), 924 nucleotides long. RefSeq names its product ring finger protein 212 (gene RNF212). NCBI's taxonomy places the organism in Eukaryota, Metazoa, Chordata, Mammalia, Chiroptera, Rhinolophidae. Gene Ontology annotation, molecular function: SUMO transferase activity. Gene Ontology annotation, biological process: reciprocal meiotic recombination; protein sumoylation; homologous chromosome pairing at meiosis. Bases 1 to 924 code for a protein of 307 amino acids. Gene Ontology annotation, cellular component: synaptonemal complex. The transcript is spliced from 12 exons. The record is from RefSeq and is a predicted model, not a curated record.
AUGGCCACCUGGGUGUUCUGUAAUCGCUGCUUCCAGCCUCCGCGCCGGACAGCAUGCUUCAGCCUGACCAGCUGCGGCCACGUAUACUGCGCUGGCUGCCUGAGCAAAUGUAAAAAGGAUGAAUGUUUGAUUUGUAAAGUUCCUUGUCAUACAGUUUUACUCUCAAAACAUACGGACUCAGGCAUCCAGGCGCUGUUUGCGGGUAUAGACAGUCUGUGCAAGAAGUACUCCAAGGAGACCUCCCAGAUUUCAGAAUUUCAAGAAAAACACAGGAAAAGACUGUUAGCCUUCUACAGAGAAAAGAUUUCUAAGCUGGAAGACGCCCUCAGGAAGUCCGUGCUGCAGAUGGAGCAGCUGCACAGUAUGAGACCAUCACAAGAAACAGUUUUCAGCACAAUCAAACAUCCAGUUUCAACCCCUUCGGCAAAGCCAGACGGAUGCCUGUUCCUGCCCCCUGACUCGCCGGCCUCUGAGAGGUUGGAAUCCAUGGACGUUGACCUCACGCCCUCCCCAAGGAGAAGGCCUGAGAUAGCAGCUGGCCCGACAAGAAUCUCUCUGAUUAGCCCACCUCGAGACGGACGCAUGGGUAGCGUGUCCCACCGAGGCCCUCAGCACCUCAGCCUGACUCCAAGUCAUGCCAGCGUGUCCCAGGCUCUCAGGAUCGCCAGCAAGGGGCCGGCCCAGAGUCUGGGCCCCCAGGCACCCGGCAGAGCGGGAGGAGGGGGCUCACCCAGCCUCGGAGGCCACCCCGGCCCAGCGCCACGGCCACCGAUCAGCCUCUCGGGGCUGCUGCAGAGACAACAUUUAGGGUCUGCUGGCCUCGGGGCAGCCGCGCUGGAGAGACGACCGGUUCCUGCCCACCUCUGUGGCUCUCCAGCCCUGCAGACAGCCCAGCAGCCCCACUACCCCAGGCAGCAGCUGUAA